AGAAGAUGAAGUGGGAAGUCCGCAAAUGGGAAUAGAAACUGCUGAACGCCGAAAGUGAUGAUUUGACGUUAUGACUUAUUGGAAUUUAUGACAGCCGUGCUCUACAGUGACAUUUAGCCGUCAUUUUCAGCAUCUCUAAAAUACUUCAGCAGCAGGUGACCAGGUGUGUACUUGUCGUGGUACCAGGUGAGCAGCACCAACCAUCGUCGUCAUCAUGGGUUUUCUGCUGUCUAAAUCCAUGGAUGCCAACUUGAAGAAGCAACAAGAGUUCAUGCUUCACAACUCCAGGCUGCAGAUGGAGCGUCAGAUGGAGAUGCAGAACCAGAUGCGGGAGCGACAGAUGGCCAUGCAGGUGGCCUGGUCCAGAGAGUUCCUCAAAUACUUCGGAACCUUCUUCCUAGUGGCCUCCACAGGACUCACCCUGGGGGCCAUGAAGAGAAAGACGCCAGCCAUGUUGGCCCCCAUCUUUCCUCUCAGCUUCAUCCUGGCCUACCAGAUGGACAACGCCUACGGGACCCUGAUUCAUCGAAUGAGAGUAUUGGGACACCUGGGCGUUCUCACCCAGAGCCAUCACAUUCCACUCUUUUCACAUAAAGGAUCUUUGACUAGCAUUUUUGCAGGGAGGCCGAGAGCAUCAUGGCGUCAGAACGCGAGCGUCUGGGCCUUCCUCAUGGGACUCCAACCUUCGACAGCGUAGAGAAAGCCCGCCGCGCUAAGAGCAGCUUGGCCUCCAUCUUGGACAAGUGACGGCUUUCUUC
Dunckerocampus dactyliophorus (ringed pipefish) is the source of this 758-nucleotide messenger RNA. RefSeq names its product plasminogen receptor, C-terminal lysine transmembrane protein (gene plgrkt). Gene Ontology annotation, biological process: positive regulation of plasminogen activation. Bases 215 to 697 code for a protein of 160 amino acids. The record is from RefSeq and is a predicted model, not a curated record. NCBI's taxonomy places the organism in Eukaryota, Metazoa, Chordata, Actinopteri, Syngnathiformes, Syngnathidae. Gene Ontology annotation, cellular component: plasma membrane. The transcript is spliced from 6 exons.